Messenger RNA from Periophthalmus magnuspinnatus, 2608 nucleotides. RefSeq names its product inositol polyphosphate-1-phosphatase (gene inpp1). The coding region runs from base 247 to 1365 and encodes 372 amino acids. Gene Ontology annotation, biological process: phosphatidylinositol phosphate biosynthetic process. NCBI's taxonomy places the organism in Eukaryota, Metazoa, Chordata, Actinopteri, Gobiiformes, Gobiidae. Gene Ontology annotation, molecular function: inositol-1,4-bisphosphate 1-phosphatase activity. The transcript has 7 exons. The record is from RefSeq and is a predicted model, not a curated record.
UUCCUGGUGACGUCGCUGUGACUUUGCCGCUGUAGGGAGCUUAAAAGCCAAGCCCUUCUUCCCCUCAGCGGAAACUUUGCACAUUUCUCUUAAAAUAAACUAGACCUCCGCGCCUUACCGAGGUCUACCUGCUCACUUUACCCGCCUUAAGGAGCUCACAGGGCGGACAGAGGACGGCAGCGCACCGGGGGGCUACUGAACCAAGGCAGAUAGCAGGGUUAAAUCAGUUUUUUGCAAGAGACAGACAUGGCGUACUUAUUGAAGUGUCUACUCCAAGUGGCAGAGAAGGCGGCUAAUGUUGCUCGAGUCUGCAGACAGGAGGCGCCACUGUUCCAGCUUCUUGUUCAAGAGAAAACCGGAAAGGACAAGAACAAGAAAUUUGUCCAGGAUUUUAAAACACUCGCCGAUGUGAUCAUUCAGGAGAUGAUUCGGCACGAUGUGGGAGCUCAAUUUCCUGAAAUGGCUGGUUUCAUUAAUGGAGAAGAAUCAAACAAGUUUGAGAAUGGCCUUGGAGAGAGUGUGGAGGUGACCGUGUGCGCCUCUGAAGCAGAAACUGCGUCGUUAUUGUCCAGAGUUUUAGACGGAGAUUCUACGGCGGCUUCACUUUUGGCUGGAGCGAUUCACCAGGACCCCACCUCCAUCUGCACAGACGCGGACCAGCUCAGCAUCCCCCUGCACCCCUCACAACUGGGCAUCUGGAUAGACCCUAUAGAUGCCACGAGUCAGUACAUUGAGGGUAAGGAGGAGGAGCUCCAGCAGGGGGUGCUGUGUCCCUCUGGGCUGCACUGUGCUCUGGUGCUGAUCGGGGUUUACCUCCGGAGCAGCGGGGAGCCUGUGAUGGGCGUCAUCAACCAACCGUUCAACCACAAGGACCCUGACGGCAGUUGGCGCGGGCAGCACUUCUGGGGCGUGUGCUGUGAUGGCUUGGACCUGUGCUCUUUGUCUCGGCCCCAAUCUGGUUCUGGUCUGGAUCUGUCCAUGGUCCUGAGCUCCAGUGAAAAACCGUCUGUGACAAAAGCCCUCUCCUCCAUCUGCCAUCCAGAUAGACUCAUGUAUGCUUCAGGGGCAGGGUUCAAAAUCCUGUGCGUAAUUCAAGGUUUGGCGGACGUCUACGUGCUGUCAGAGGGUAGCACCUUCAAAUGGGACUCAUGUGCUCCUCAUGUGCUGCUUAAGGCCUUAGGUGGGGGUGUGGUGGACCUGAGUAAGGCUCUGGAGUCUGGAUUAAAUCAAGCAGAACUGACCUAUCACCAGCCCAAUACAGAAUGUGCAGGAGCGGACCGCUGGGCCAACAGUGGAGGACUCGUAGCCUACAGGGACCGGGAUCAGCUGUCUAAAGUUAUUACAGCGCUGAAAGGCAACAUCUAAACAGAAUUUUACAAAUUAUUUUAUCUCUAUUUAAAAAAUCCUAUAUUAUGCUUUGAUUAGAAUUGGAAAAAAACUGUACCACUUAAAUUGCCACUGAAUUCAAUGCAACACUCCGUCCUAAAAAAAAAUCUUACGGACAACAAUUAGCUAUUCUUCCAGCUAGGUACUCCUGACCCUCUCUGCAUUUGACCCAUCCAUUAAAUGAGUGAGUGCAGUGGGAUGCCCUAGACCCUUGCAUUUGACCAGCAUUUUCUGAUUUUAUCUUGAUAUAAAAGAUUGUACAUUAUGCUUUAGUAUUUGGAGGUUUUUACUCAUGUCUUAUUAUAUAUGUCCUUCUCAAAAAUGCACCUGGAGACAGUGUUGUCACGAUAUUAAGAUUUAAAACUUGAUUUUAGUAAUAAGGAGAAUAUAACACUUUAUUUAAUAUCACCAUAUCUGCACUAGUUUUGAUCUAGAUUAAGGUCAUUGUAAUAUUCUUCAGGAAAGGUUCAAUUAUUACCACUUCUGUGAUUUGUGCGUGCUUAAAGGACCUACAUUACACAAAACUGACUCUUGGGACCUUUAAGCCAUGUCAUUAUGCUGUUACCUCAACAAAAACAUGCCUGGAGUUGUGUUUUGUUUCAUUCACACAUGUUUCUGUCUACAUCUCCAAAGCUCAAAAUGCUCUGUUCCACCUUGUGAUGUCAUGAACCGGUAGUUUUCAAGUUAACAGCUCCUUUUAGCUUUAGUUUAGUAAAGAUUGGCAAUUCCAGGGCUGAAAUUAUCCAAAUGAUUCUAGUGAAGGUGUGUGGAGUUUAAAAACACAGUGGAGCACUUCCUGUUUUACCUCAUGACAUCAUAAGGUGGUGUGUGUUUUUGUUUGAGAGAAGAACUCAGAAAACGGCGUAAUAUGGGCUCUUUUAAAUGCACGACACUGUGUAGAGUUUUUUUUUUUUGUUUUUUCAAUAUCUAUUGCUAACGAAAUUGCUAUCAAGUGUCAAUCUACUUCAUUUCCUAUGAAAAUCAAGUUUGAAAUGUUGGUAUUGUAAAAAUGCAUUUGGGAUUUUUGAAAUGCUUUACGAAAAUGGAAGAAUGGUUUUGGGCAGCUGCAAAUAUCUGUUUUGCUAUUUGAAAACUGUAACUAUCACGAUGGGUACAUGGUUUUAUACACUGAAAAAAAUAAAACAUUGGUUUAACUUACAAUUUACAUAGAAAUAAUUCACAUGUAAAUAUUGUUAAUUGUUCAUAAUGAUGUGUAUAAAUU